Vollenhovia emeryi is the source of this 1802-nucleotide messenger RNA. RefSeq lists its product as uncharacterized. NCBI's taxonomy places the organism in Eukaryota, Metazoa, Arthropoda, Insecta, Hymenoptera, Formicidae. The coding region runs from base 577 to 1683 and encodes 368 amino acids. The transcript has 2 exons. The record is from RefSeq and is a predicted model, not a curated record.
UCCGACGCUGUUCUCUGUUGUCCCUUUCACUGCAAGUCGGUUGCGUGGGAGGCUCGUUCAGGACUUCGUAGCAAUUUCAACGAGGACUAGUCUUCGUAGUUCAGUCGCCACUCAAGUAUCACGCGCGAGUGAUCGUUCAUCAAGCCACGAGUUUAACGCUAACGGAAUGCAAUAUCUGAAAACGUGUUUUCUCAAAGUUGACUGCAUCGAAAAUAAUUCUUGGUCUACAGAACUGUAUCAAACGUGAUCGAUGUACUACCGCCAGUGCGCACUGCUUAGACAAACUCGCCAUUGAGAUCAAGACUUGUACAAGACAGGAAAUGCGACGAAUGCUUUACAAACAGUUUGGAUGAACAAUUUGUGCUGCGAUAUUGUGAUGGACGCUUGUAAAAGUGUAAACUGUUUAAUGGUGUGAACAAAAGACAUAAUGGACAGUGUGAACUGCAUGAAUUGAAUUUAUCUCGAACAAAUGUUUCGAACAUACUGUACCUGAUGUAAUUCACUCUGUUGAUCGGAUCCAUCGAAUUAAAUGUUGUUGAUGCAGUCAAGUGUACUUACUUGCAACUUAAGAAGACAAUGACGGAGAACGUGUACGUUAUCAAAGUGAAGACCAAACCGCCGUUGUCGUCUUUAUAUCCAUCGGAGCGUCGUUACUCAGCAUCGACGGUCGGCGGCCUGUCCUUGGUCCACUUUGGCCUCGGAGCGCUGUCCCUGCUUCUGGGUAUCCUCGCCUUGUCCUUACAGGGCCCGAUUUUAUCCGUUGCGUGUCUGGUGCCGUUCGUGACAGGUCUCCUCGCUUGGCGACGUUGGUACAUCGACCGGAACAUCACCAUUUUUUUCUACGGUAGUCUCUUUUCUCUGGUGGCCGCCACCCUCUGCUUCAUCGUCACGAUCUUUGACGUUGCGGCAGCUUCCAAUAGCACUAAUGGAUCCCUGUGGCCGUUGGAAAAAAUCCUCGAAGCUCCACGCUAUUCCCUGCGUCCCGCCAAGGAUUUCGCAAACGACACUCACGUAGAUGAUAUUACGUCGACCGAGGAUUCAUUCAACGUCACUGAAGAUCAUGGAUCUGCGAAGAUUAAUGACUCUAAUAAAUUACCUGUUACUUUAAAAUCCCUCAGCGCCGCGUUCAACGAAUCAGACUUCCGUGUCGAUACCAAAAAUGACGACGAUCUCACGAUGACGGAAGCGUCGUUUAUGUUUGAAGAAAGGAUGAUGAUAUCGAGAGAAAUUUUCCAGAAUAAAGAUACGACGAACGUAACGCAAGGAUUUAUGAAUUUAACAAGGGAAAAGACGAAGACCUUCUGGCACAGCCAUAGAGAUUCGUCGCACGCCAGAAUGCUGCUCACCUUAAACGUCCUGAUGGCAUCUCUUCUGGAGAUCUUCUGGUCGCUGCUCAGCGCAAAGAUCGCGUUCUGCGGAAUGAUAAACCGACUGCCGGAGAACAGUAAUGUCGUCGCCGAAUCGAAGACGACGAGGUUGCCGCUGCAAAAGAGAAAAGCCCCAGCACCUAAGCCGGACAUAUUGGAUCACGAUCACCGGUUGUCGGAAGCGCUUCAGAAUUUGCAAGGUCUCACUGGUGUCGGACCGCGGCUACCCCUGCCGGAAUCCAGCAGAGAAUUUCGAGAAAGAGUCGAAAGAUUCUUGGCAAAUCAAGCAACGCAUAGAGUUGUCGAAGGUGCCUGAAAAGCUAACGAUUCCAAAAUAAAUUGUAAUUUCGAUAGAUUUUUUAUUAUUUACAAAAUUUCCUAUCAUUAUCAAUCUCUCUUUCACAAAAUAUUAAUGUAAUUUAUUACUUUAGAAUC